This is a messenger RNA of Trichobilharzia szidati, 1365 nucleotides long. NCBI's taxonomy places the organism in Eukaryota, Metazoa, Platyhelminthes, Trematoda, Strigeidida, Schistosomatidae. The record is from the annotation of a GenBank genome assembly.
AGCGGGUUAUCUGACAUUUAAAGGGCAUUCCAAGGUAGCAUGGCCGAAGCGAAACUAAGGGUUGGUUGUCGUGUUGAAGUAACAGGGAAAGAUGUUUUUGGGACAGUUGCUUUUGUCGGAGCAACACAAUUCUCACCAGGUAAAAAAAGUUCUGUUCUCAUCACGGACUUAGGAAAAUGGGUGGGUGUAAUACUAGACGAGCCCAAAGGGAAGAACAACGGCACGGUUCAGGGGAAACGCUACUUCACAUGCGAGGAAAAUUUUGGGAUAUUUGUGCGCCCAUCUCAGCUUACUCUUCUAGAUGGUCCGGAAGGAUCAAGCGUAAUGGAGUUAUCCACAUCUAGCGUUGUUUCCGAAUCAGGUGCCACUUCAGAAUCAAGCGAAGUUGCGAAACUUUCUGGUUCGACAUCUUCGUUGUCUGUAGGAUUGAAAACUCCUGAGACAGUUAAAGGACGAACUUCAAAGUUACCCGGUCUCAAACAUUCUCCUCUAGCUAGUUCUACUUCAUCUGUGAAGGAUAAGGCUAGUGUACCUGCCUCAGCUGGUAGAAUUCCAUCAGAAAUUAAAAAGACAUCACAACUUACUCUUCUAGAUGGUCCGGAAGGAUCAAGCGUAAUGGAGUUAUCCACAUCUAGCGUUGUUUCCGAAUCAGGUGCCACUUCAGAAUCAAGCGAAGUUGCGAAACUUUCUGGUUCGACAUCUUCGUUGUCUGUAGGAUUGAAAACUCCUGAGACAGUUAAAGUUCCAUCAGAAAUUAAAAAGACAUCACAAGAAAAAGCUGAAGUCAAAGAAGCAUUUGAUCGUUAUCGUGAAGAAGUAACUGAAAUGGUUGAAAAUAUAGAAAUGGCCACUUUGGAUAAAGAAAUGGCAGAAGAAAAACUAGAAACAUUGACUGCAGAAAUUGAAUUACUUAAGGAACAAGUAGAAGAAUUAACUCUUGAGAAUCAAAUCUUGAAAGAAGAAUCUGAAGAAAAAGGUGGAGUAGCAGUCGGUGUUGAAGGCGGUCCAACUCCCUUACAGUUUAAAAAUCUUGAACAACAAAAUGAACGAAUGAAAGAAGCACUGGUCAAGCUACGUGACUUAGUUAAUCAAGAUAAAUCGGAAAUUUCAGCUUUAACUAAACAGAUUACAUCUUUAGAAUCGGAGGUUAGUCAACUGCAAACAGAAAAAGAACGAUUAACAAAAGAUGUUAAAGAUAGUGUUGAACAAAUUAUUGAAUUAAAAGAACAAGUGGAUGCUUCCCUUGGCAUUGAUACAAUGGUCAGUCAGUUGACACAACGUAAUUUAGAACUGGAAGAAGCGCUUGAGAAAAUUAAAGAAGAAAGAAAUGAUCUGGUAUGUAUAUACAAAUUUCUUUUGAAAUAA